Messenger RNA from Impatiens glandulifera, 843 nucleotides. Its product is annotated as peroxiredoxin-2F, mitochondrial. The coding region runs from base 76 to 675 and encodes 199 amino acids. Gene Ontology annotation, cellular component: mitochondrion; cytoplasm. NCBI's taxonomy places the organism in Eukaryota, Viridiplantae, Streptophyta, Magnoliopsida, Ericales, Balsaminaceae. Gene Ontology annotation, molecular function: thioredoxin peroxidase activity. Gene Ontology annotation, biological process: cellular response to oxidative stress; hydrogen peroxide catabolic process; cell redox homeostasis. The record is from RefSeq and is a predicted model, not a curated record. The transcript has 5 exons.
ACAAUAAACUAUAGAGGCCCCGAGAGAUAGAGAAACUGUGUGUACCUGUUUACGCCGGAGAAAAAUCGGAAAUCCAUGGCUGCAGCAAUGCUAAAGCAAUCGGCAAUUCUAAGGACAGUGGGUGGAAGACUAAGGCAUGCUGCGUUCUCACGUUCCUAUGCUUCUGUGUCGGUUGGAACAGAUCUGGUCGCUGCCGCCCCUGACGUUUCUCUACAGAAAGCUCGCAGCUGGGACGAGGGUGUUUCCUCUAAAUUCUCCACCACCCCUCUGAAAGAAAUUUUCCAGGGGAAAAGAAUCGUCAUAUUCGGACUCCCUGGUGCAUAUACAGGAGUUUGUUCGGCCCAACAUGUCCCAAGCUACAAGAAUAACGUUGACAAGUUCAAGUCUAAAGGCAUUGAUCACGUAAUCUGUGUAGCUGUCAAUGAUCCAUAUACCCUGAAUGGCUGGGCAGAGAAACUUGAGGCCAAAGAUUCUAUUGAGUUUUAUGGGGAUUACGAUGGGAGCUUCCACAAGAGUUUGGACCUGGGAAUAGAUUUAUCGGUUGCUUUGCUCGGCCCUCGGUCUCACAGAUGGUCGGCUUAUGUUGUUGAUGGCAAGGUGAAAGCCCUGAAUGUUGAAAAGGCUCCUUCUGAAUUCCAUGUAUCUUCUGCAGAUGUAAUCUUGGGACAGAUAUAAAAUCUUCAUGGGGGGAUUUUCGUCUUUUUUUCUGCAGUCAAUAAUGGCUUUUCUUCUUUCUUUCUGCAGUCAAAUAAUGUUGUAUAUUGAUGGUUAAGUUGUUCAUAAAACAACUCAAACCUCGUAUAGACAAUGUUUAUAUUUUUACAGGUUGUUUUUGCGACACCU